UCUCUGUCGAUUUUCUUUUUGGCUUGGUCUGCGGCGCAUGCGCCGACAUCCCGAUUCUUCUGCUCAUCGUCGAUUCUCCAUGUAUCAACCGCUGUUGCUGUUGCGAUGCGAUCCCACAGGGCUUCUCGAAUAUCAUGUGCUGGUUCAACGGCUCGCCUGACAAGUCCCUGCCAACCUUUGCCCUCUGGCCGCCGACCAUCCGGACGUACCACAUCAUCACGCCUCGUCUCCUGCAAACGCCAGCCGUGGAUCUGGGUUACUCCAAGGUGACUGCCCGUCUGCGACGUGCCGUCCUGUUGAUCAGCAGUCUCCAGUAUCGAUGCUACUACUGUGCCGCACAUACCGCUGCUACUGGCGAUAUGCUCCACGGCUCGUGGCGCUCCCAGGUCCGAAGCUCGUCGCGAGAAUCCGAUUACCGGCCGAUUGUCGAUCCUUUCGACAGCCGUCUGUCAGAGUACGAGAGCGAGGCCCUGUUCCUCGCGACAGCAGCCAGCGCCAUCCCAUCCAAGGUCACUCCGGACCUCAAGCGCCGAGUGCGGGCGCAUUUCAAGGGAGAAGAAUAUGAGCAGAUUGCCUGCAUCACUGCCUUCAUUGCCUGGACAAACGCCAUCACGGACUCGGUCGGUAUGGAGCUCGAAGCCGCUGCUCUGCUGUGGGCCGAGGAGCAGAUCUCCGACGCUGGCUGGGAGGGCCGCCGACACGCCCCAGAGACCUACGAUCCCGCCAGUCUCAAGAGCCGGAUUGAGCUCAAGCGCGAGGCCGAGACGCAAGAAACGACCCCGCACCGGGGCUUUGGUCGAGUCAUGGACCUUCUGCGGCUCUUGAGGAGCACUCAGGGCGCCAACUCAGCCGAAGCCGCGUGGCUCAAAGGGUUUCCAUCAGGCCACACCCAACUCAACAAGUGGCUCAAGUAUACCCUUGGAUUUGUCCCCGAGUAUCUUGGCAACAUGACCAACAAAGAGUCUAAGCGGGCGGUCUGCUUUGCCCUCUGGCAGUUCCUCCUGCGACCCAAGAACCACGUCGAUCCCUGCGUGACCGCCAACGGCGUAUCCGAGUGGUCUCACGGUGCCAAGGUGCUCCUCUGGUACGUCUACACCACCAAGACGGGCAACCUUCUCCUGCAGGGCCACGCCGCCUUCCUGGCGCAGCAGAUGCGGGUGCCGCACCACAUCCUCUCGAUUGCGGCUGCUGGCGGAUGCAUCGGCGACCCGCGCGUCGACAUCGCCCUCGACUUUAUCCGCACCUCGGCCUCGCUCAAGCGCACCUACACCGGGCAGCUGUCGCUCAAGCUCUUUGAGAGCGUGGCCAGCCCCGCCGGUGUCAUGGAGCUGGUGUCGUCUCUGGGCCUGUUCAACAUGCUGCAUAGGCUCUCGGCCAUCCUCGCUCCAGACCCGCCGCGCUUCGAGCCCGAAGUCAAGUACUUUUUGUCGACGGUGGGAGCAGGGCUGGGUCUCGACCCCAGCAAGGCCGGCCCGCAGCGAGACCAAGACGCUGAGAAUCCCCUGCAGUUUCUGCUGUAGAGACCCAGACGGCACCGAAGGACCAAAGGACCAAAGGACCAAAGGACCGACUAUCCGAGGAUCAGCAAUCAAGCGGCCGCGAUGUGUAUACCACAGGCGAUGAUGUAUUCGCACUCCCGUAUCUUUCGCGGGGGGGGGCUGCCGAGGCGUUUCUGGGUUUC
Messenger RNA from Polychytrium aggregatum, 1681 nucleotides. RefSeq lists its product as uncharacterized. NCBI's taxonomy places the organism in Eukaryota, Fungi, Chytridiomycota, Chytridiomycetes, Polychytriales. The coding region runs from base 135 to 1520 and encodes 461 amino acids. The transcript has 6 exons. The record is from RefSeq and is a predicted model, not a curated record.